AUGUCGUCCGCUCUCGUCUCCGCCGACGACGCUCUCGAGCCUACGCUCCAGUCCCUCCUCGACCAGCGCUCGCUCCGUUGGAUCUUCGUCGGCGGCAAAGGCGGCGUCGGCAAGACGACGACCUCGUGCUCGCUCGCCAUCCAGCUCGCCCGCGUCCGCCGCUCCGUCCUCCUCAUCAGCACCGACCCGGCGCACAAUCUCUCCGAUGCCUUUUCCCAAAAGUUUGGCAAGGAGGCCCGCCUCGUCAACGGCUUCGACAACCUCAGCGCCAUGGAGAUUGAUCCCAACGGCAGCAUGCAGGACCUGCUCGCCGGCCAGCCCGAGGCCUCGGACGACAUGAACGCCAUGGCCGGCGGCAUCGGAGGCAUGAUGCAGGAUCUCGCCUUUGCCAUCCCCGGCAUCGACGAGGCCAUGUCGUUUGCCGAGGUCCUCAAGCAGGUCAAGUCCCUCUCGUACGAGACCAUCGUCUUCGACACGGCGCCCACCGGCCACACGCUGCGCUUCCUGCAGUUCCCCUCGGUGCUCGAAAAGGCCCUCGCCAAGGUCUCCCAGCUCUCGUCCCAGUACGGCCCCCUCCUCAACGGCUUCCUCGGCUCCAACGGCGCGCUGCCCAACGGCCAGAACCUCAACGAGAUGAUGGAGAAGCUCGAGUCCCUGCGCGAGACCAUCGCCGAGGUCAACACCCAGUUCAAGGACGCCGAGCUCACCACCUUUGUCUGCGUCUGCAUCGCCGAGUUCCUCUCCCUGUACGAGACGGAGCGCAUGAUCCAGGAGCUGACGAGCUACGGCAUCGACACCCACUGCAUCGUCGUCAACCAGCUCCUGUUCCCCAAGAAGUCCAGCGACUGCGACCAGUGCAACGCCCGCCGCAAGAUGCAGAGAAAGUACCUCGACCAGUACGAGGAGCUGUACGCCGAGGACUUUAACGUCGUCAAGAUGCCCUUGCUGGUCGAGGAGGUCCGCGGCAAGGAAAAGUUGGAAAAGUUCAGCGGCAUGCUGGUCGAGCAGUACGUGCCGCCCGAGUAG
Drechmeria coniospora is the source of this 1026-nucleotide messenger RNA. RefSeq lists its product as uncharacterized. The record is from RefSeq and is a predicted model, not a curated record. The transcript has 2 exons. Gene Ontology annotation, cellular component: GET complex. Lineage: Eukaryota; Fungi; Ascomycota; Sordariomycetes; Hypocreales; Ophiocordycipitaceae. Gene Ontology annotation, molecular function: ATP hydrolysis activity; ATP binding. Gene Ontology annotation, biological process: post-translational protein targeting to endoplasmic reticulum membrane. Bases 1 to 1026 code for a protein of 341 amino acids.